Malassezia restricta is the source of this 240-nucleotide messenger RNA. RefSeq names its product cytochrome c oxidase subunit 6b. The transcript has 5 exons. The coding region runs from base 1 to 240 and encodes 79 amino acids. Gene Ontology annotation, cellular component: mitochondrion; respiratory chain complex IV. The record is from RefSeq and is a predicted model, not a curated record. Lineage: Eukaryota; Fungi; Basidiomycota; Malasseziomycetes; Malasseziales; Malasseziaceae.
AUGCCUGAAAUACUCGAUCUAAGGACUGCGGCUUUCGACUCGCGUUUCCCUAACCAGAACCAAACCCGCCACUGCUGGCAGAGCUACGCCGACUAUUACCGCUGCGUGAACGCAAAGGGCGAGGACUUUGAGCCGUGCAAGCAGUUCUUCUCGACCUUCCACUCUCUGUGCCCGAACGAAUGGAUCGAGAAGUGGGAUGAGCAGCGCGAGAAAGGCGCCUUCCCUGCGAAGCUCGAGUAA